AUGGCGGUGAGCGAUAAGAAAUUUAAUGAGAUCAUGACACAUAACAAAAUGCUUGAGACACAAAUCACACAACUAUCAAACACUUUAAAAGAUUGUGCUAGUCCUUCUUCAUUGCCUUCUCAAGGAAUUGAUCCUAAGAAACCUGUUUAUUCCAUCACCACAAGGAGAGGAAGAGUUCUUGAAGAGAAAGUUUCUAAGGAUUGUGAGGAUAAGGAGAAGAGUGUUUCAAGAGAGAAAAAAGAGGAAGAUGUGUCAAAAGAUGUGAGUAAAGAGGAGAGCCAUGAAAAAAAGAAGAGUGUUGAGAGAAAGCAAGAGGAAGUGAGAAAACCCGACCUUUCAUAUCCCCAAAAGUUUAUGAGGAACAAAUUAGAUGAAAAAUUUGGGAGAUUUCUUGAUAUGUUGAAGGAGGUCCAUCUUUUUAUCCCUCUUACCGAAGCCAUGACCCAAAUGCCUAGAUAUUCCAAAUUCCUUAAGGAUAUCUUGAGUGGAAAGAGAUAUUGUAAUGAGAUAGAUUCGGUAGAGCUUGGUGAGUGUUAUAGUGCUUUGAUUCACAAUGACCUCCCAAAGAAGAUGAAAGAUCCGGGGAGACCAUUCUUAGCUACUUCGGGAUCUUUGAUUGAUGUUAAGGGAGGCCGUAUUACUUUGAGUGUUGGUAACAAGAAAGAGAGCUUUGAGCUAAAACCGAUGCAAGAGUCUUUAUCCCUUCUGAAAGGAUUCAAGAGUGAUGAUUCCCUUCGUUCAUUUGAUAAUGUGUAUGUGAUUGAUUCUUCAUCUAAAAAUGUUCAUGAUAUUUUUGAUAAUGUGCUUGUGAGUUUUGAUUGCAUGAAAGUUAGUGAAGAUAAGAAGUGUUUCGGGGUUUUCUGA
Chenopodium quinoa (quinoa) is the source of this 864-nucleotide messenger RNA. RefSeq lists its product as uncharacterized. Lineage: Eukaryota; Viridiplantae; Streptophyta; Magnoliopsida; Caryophyllales; Amaranthaceae. The record is from RefSeq and is a predicted model, not a curated record. The transcript is spliced from 2 exons. Bases 1 to 864 code for a protein of 287 amino acids.